Oppia nitens is the source of this 1533-nucleotide messenger RNA. RefSeq names its product pyrokinin-1 receptor-like. The transcript has 4 exons. Gene Ontology annotation, molecular function: neuromedin U receptor activity. NCBI's taxonomy places the organism in Eukaryota, Metazoa, Arthropoda, Arachnida, Sarcoptiformes, Oppiidae. Gene Ontology annotation, biological process: neuropeptide signaling pathway. The coding region runs from base 86 to 1507 and encodes 473 amino acids. The record is from RefSeq and is a predicted model, not a curated record. Gene Ontology annotation, cellular component: plasma membrane.
UGUUUUGUGAUGAAUGAGUUGAUAAUUAUGAAAAUACUUGAGUAAUAAUUUCCGUACAAAUUAUGAAUAAUUCAAGAAACAUGUCAUGAAUUUAAAGAAUGAUUUAAAUUUAUCUUUUAUAUCAAAAGUCAUGUCAGACAACGUUUUAUUUGCUUCAUCUAUGUUACCACUGAUUGAAACGCCAACCACUGGAGACAUUGUUGGCAAUGGUCUUGAUUUAGGUCCCAUUAGAGAACCGCUGUCCACAGUUAUACCGAUGACUAUAGUGUAUGCGCUUAUACUGAUCACUGGUGUUAUCGGUAAUAUCAUAACCUGUUUGGUGAUCUCACGUAAUCGAUACAUGCAUACGGCAACCAACUAUUAUCUAUUUAGUUUAGCCGUAUCUGACUUACUAUUAUUAGUGUUGGGUUUACCACAAGAGAUCUACCAGUUGUGGCACAGAUAUCCAUAUGCUUUGGGAGAAGUGUUUUGUGUGUUACGCGGCUUUACAUCGGAAGCGUCGACCAAUUCUUCAGUGCUGACAAUCACAGCAUUUACUAUAGAAAGAUAUGUAGCUAUUUGUCAUCCAUUGAAAGCCCAUACAAUGUCGAAGUUGUCGCGAGCCGUCAAACUUAUUAUCAUCAUAUGGUUUCUUGGACUCAUAUGUGCCGUUCCCAUAGCUUACCAGUUCGGCAUUGUUUACGACUAUAAUAGUGAUGGUGUAAUACAAGAGUCUGCCGCCUGUUCUAUAAAAAGAGUUAUACCUUAUCUUAAUGAACAUACGUUUACUAUAUCAUCAUUAUUGGUGUUUGUCAUCCCAGUGACCAUCAUAUCAGUCCUUUAUAUGUUAAUUGGUCUCAAACUAAGAUUCUCGGCAGCCGUCAGAAACAAACAGAUGACGAGUAACUCUAAAAAUGAAUGCGAACUAACCGUUCGCAAUGGAUCCACACAUUCCAGAUACCAGUCCUCUAAAAGACCGAUUGAGCACAAGAGCUCAUCCAAUAGCACAAACAGUUUGGCUCAACGCAGAGCUGUCAUCAAAAUGUUAAUUGCAGUUGUGGUCGCAUUUUUCGUGUGUUUCGCUCCCUUUCACGCACAAAGAUUAAUGGCUAUAUAUGUGAAAAAUCCAACACAAUCUGAAAUAAUAUUUCAUUCAAUACUAUCGUAUAUAAGUGGCGUUACAUACUAUUUAAGUGCAACCAUUAAUCCCAUCCUAUACUCUAUAAUGUCUGUAAAGUUUCGUCAGGCCUUUAAAGAUACAUUCAUGAAAUGUUUUGUCAAACAGAGGACAUCCAAUAGAUUGGGUAAGUUUGUGGGCUCGACCUCAUCGUACUCUCACAUUAGGUUCAACAGUAAAUUGAAGUCAAACCUAAGCCGUACAGAAAUGUCUCAGUGUUUGUCUGAUAAUAAGGCCAACGAUUCAAACAAUAACUCAUCGAUCAAUAUAAACAAAAAACAAGCAAAUGGUGACAUUAUCUCUGAUUUCAUACCACUUUCCCGUUAUAGCCAACAAUACAAAAAUGUGUGAAAAUAUAUGUAUUAUUGCUUUUUUAC